This is a messenger RNA of Vitis riparia (riverbank grape), 2036 nucleotides long. Its product is annotated as probable plastidic glucose transporter 3. Gene Ontology annotation, molecular function: hexose transmembrane transporter activity. Gene Ontology annotation, cellular component: membrane. Gene Ontology annotation, biological process: monosaccharide transmembrane transport. The transcript is spliced from 14 exons. The coding region runs from base 398 to 1849 and encodes 483 amino acids. The record is from RefSeq and is a predicted model, not a curated record. Lineage: Eukaryota; Viridiplantae; Streptophyta; Magnoliopsida; Vitales; Vitaceae.
UACCAUGGUUCAACGUCGCUAAGGCAGAGCUGGUUCGUCCCAUGCGCGCCAGGCUCCAGCGGGAAACUGAGAGUGCUAACUUAAAACAGGCGCACGUUAGCACAUACCGUGGCCUUUCUCUCUCUCUCCUCCUCCCACUCGACUGCAUUGGAGCAACGGUUUUCGAAACUCUCGCGGGGACUUCGUUCUCUCAUGUGACGUCAACACCCCAGGCGCAUUUUAGCCCUGCUCUUCCCCUGGCUCUGUUGCUUUGCUUCCCUGGUCUCUCCAUAUCCCGAAGCUGUUUCUCUCGCCAAAGCUUCUUCAGAUCACCUGCAUUUCCUCCUUCCGUAGAAGUUAUUGGUUGAUCAGGUGCGAAAGUUUGGCUACUGAAUGUUGAUUUUUGAAGUAGGUGAAAAUGCGGGAGCGGCAGUAUAAGCGCACAGCAUCCAAAGACUACCUCACUGGUUUGGACAGAGAGGAAAGUAUAGUCCGUUUUCAUAAUGUUGCUGGGAAAGAAUCUGGAAACCCUUCAUGGAGCCUUUCCUUGCCACAUAUACUUGUAGCAACUGUUUGUUCAUUCUUAUUUGGCUACCACCUUGGAGUAGUCAAUGAGACUCUAGAAAUCAUUUCUUUAGACCUUGGCUUUAAUGGGAGUACCCUGGCUGAAGGUCUAGUGGUGAGUACAUGUUUAGGGGGUGCCUUUGUUGGAUCUCUAUUCAGUGGUUGGAUUGCAGAUGGGAUUGGGCGCCGCAGAGCAUUCCAAUUGUGUGCUUUACCGAUGAUAAUUGGGGCUUCAAUGAGUGCAACAACAAGAAGUCUGGAGGGUAUGCUUCUUGGAAGGUUUCUUGUUGGGACUGGAAUGGGUAUUGGCCCACCUGUUGUUUCUCUCUAUGUGGCAGAGGUUUCACCCACGUUUGUAAGGGGUACUUAUGGGAGCUUCACUCAGAUUGCAACAUGUAUUGGGCUUAUUGGUGCCCUAUUGAUUGGAAUCCCUGCCAAGGAAAUUGAUGGUUGGUGGCGGGUUUGUUUUUGGGUAUCUGCAUUUCCUGCUGCAAUACUUGCUUUUUUAAUGGAGUUCUCUGCAGAGAGUCCUCAUUGGCUUUUGAAGAAAGGAAGGGCAGCUGAAGCUGAAGCUGAAUUUGAGAAGCUUUUAGGAGGAUUACACGUCAAAUCUGCAAUAGCAGAAUUGUUAAAGUUGGAAAGAGGGGAAGAAGUAGAUGCUGUAAAGCUGUCAGACUUAUUCUUUGGACACUACUUUAGAGUGGUUUUCAUUGGAUCAAGCCUAUUUGCUUUACAACAGCUUUCUGGCAUAAAUGCUGUGUUCUAUUUCUCUUCAACUGUCUUCAAAGGAGCUGGAGUACCUCCAGACCUUGCAAAUAUGUGUGUUGGAAUUGCAAAUUUAUCAGGGUCAAUCAUUGCAAUGAUUUUGAUGGACAAACUGGGAAGGAGAGUGCUUCUUCUAGUGAGUUUCUCAGGCAUGGCAGCCUCAAUGGGCCUUCAAGUCACUGCAGCGAGUUCUUUUGCAUCAGAAUCUGGAGCAUUGUAUCUAUCUGUCGGUGGCAUGCUGCUGUGUGUCUUGACAUUUUCUCUGGGUGCUGGUCCAGUCCCAGGUCUCCUCCUUGCGGAAAUAUUCCCCAGCCGAAUUAGGGCAAAGGCAAUGGCAGUAUGCUUGGCUGUGCAUUGGGUGAUAAAUUUCUUUGUUGGUCUACUUUUUCUACGCUUGCUGGAGCAAAUUGGGCCCCAGAUCUUGUAUACAAUCUUUGCUACAUUUUGCUUGAUAGCCGUGGCUUUUGUGAAGAAGAAUGUGGUGGAAACCAAAGGCAAAUCACUCCAAGAAAUUGAGGUUGCUCUUCUUGCACCUGAGUAGAGAGGUAUUUUCUUGUUAUUCACUGUAUUAUUUGGCAUUAUAAUUGUUGAAAUUCAGCUAAGCAAAAUGAUUGGUGAAGUUUUGGGAUCAACUUUGUAUAAUUCUUGGAGCCAGGUUAAGAUUCUUGAUUGUACUUGCAUCACAGCUUUCUUCUUGUUUAUUAAUGAAAGUGGUUCAAUCUUAUAUA